AUGAGCUUUCUGUUACUUGCACCUCCUUCAGAACAUACUAUGGUGCUGUGUGUCCUGGAGACAUUCAAGAUCAAGACAUUUAAACCAAUUGGAUACUGGAUUGUGGAAAUUGGGGAGAGUGUGCGAGGAGAAGAUGUAUACAUAAUCCAAAGUGGCUGUGGGGAAAUCAAUGAUAAUUUGAUAGAGCUGUUAAUCAUGAUCAAUGCCUGCAAAUUUGCAUCAUCCUCUCGAGUCACUGCAGUUAUUCCUUGUUUUCCCUACGCCCGACAAGACAAAAAAGACAAGAGUCGUGCCCCAAUUUCAGCCAAGCUUGUGGCCAACAUGUUGUCAGUUGCUGGAGCAGAUCAUAUCAUCACCAUGGAUUUGCAUGCCUCUCAGAUACAGGGCUUUUUUGAUAUACCUGUGGAUAACUUGUAUGCAGAGCCAGCAGUACUGCAGUGGAUAAAGGAGAAUAUUCCAGAGUGGAGAAAUUCCAUAAUUGUCUCUCCUGAUGCAGGUGGAGCCAAAAGGGUAACAUCAAUUGCAGAUAGGUUGAAUGUUGAAUUUGCGUUGAUCCAUAAAGAGAGAAAGAAGGCAAAUGAGGUAGAUAGGAUGGUGCUCGUUGGUGAUGUUAAAGAUCGAGUGGCCAUUCUUGUGGAUGACAUGGCAGACACAUGUGGGACAAUAUGUCAUGCUGCUGACAAAUUGCUGUCUGCUGGUGCUACCAAAGUUUAUGCUAUCCUUACUCAUGGUAUCUUCUCUGGCCCUGCCAUUAGUCGAAUAAACAAUGCUGCUUUUGAAGCUAUUGUUGUUACAAACACCAUUCCGCAAGAAGAAAAAAUGACUAUUUGCUCAAAAGUUCGGGUGAUUGAUAUAUCGAUGAUCCUUGCUGAGGCAAUACGCAGGACCCACAAUGGAGAAUCUGUGUCAUACCUUUUCAGUCAUGUUCCUCUGUAAGGUGAUGAGACUUCAGACUUACUGAGUAGGUCUGGUCUGAAAGUUGUUAUACUGCAUAUCUGAGGAACCCAUCAUUUACGUACUGGAAUAUUGCACACCCAACCAGAAAGGGCCCACUGCUGUAUCAAACUGGAAAAGUUACAUCCAUAUUUGCAAGUUGAAAGCAUGAAAAUAUAAUGAUUUUAAAUGUCAUGGAUUGAAUCUUAUUUCUCUCAAUGCACUGUGGGAAGAACAGCAGAGCUCUGCUUUUGUACUUUUGGAAAUGUAAUCUUUCAUGAAGUGAAUUUCUAUGAAAUCUCAAACCUGUUGAUGGCUAUGUGGCUUUCUUAUACCAGCACACAAGUCUGUUAGAUAGUUGUGGCUAUGUGCUGAUUAUGUUUUUUUUAAUGUGGAAACAAAUGUUUGAGGUGCAACAGUAGUAAUAAUUACCAACAGACAUUCCAUGAGAUAUUAAAACUGAUUUGAACUUUCA
Chiloscyllium plagiosum (whitespotted bambooshark) is the source of this 1408-nucleotide messenger RNA. The record is from RefSeq and is a predicted model, not a curated record. Lineage: Eukaryota; Metazoa; Chordata; Chondrichthyes; Orectolobiformes; Hemiscylliidae.